ACGUUAUUAUUCUUUUUUUCUUCUUCAUUUCACAACUCAUAGUUAUACACCAUAUCAUUUACAUCAGCAGCUGAGCAGCCAUGAAGUCUGCUCUGGACGGAAUUGCCGAUACCACCUUCAGAACCCUCACAACAGGACUUCAGUACCUGGGUUCCAAUGAUGCCAGCUAUGAUGACACCUCCAUUGACUAUAAUGUAGCCAAAACAAAAUUAUCUUUACAGAAGCCUCAGUCUGCCUCUCUCGGCAGCAACUCCCUCCCCGUACUAGGACCUGGAGACGAGGACCUUAUCUUCCAUGGCUUCCUUUCUAUUUUUCCAACCAAUGUCUCCGACUUACUGGGCAACGGGACUUCCGUGGGGGUAGAAGGCAGUGGCGUGGUCCAGUGUGGGGAGGACUCUAUGGACAUGGAGUGCUUCAUGAUCCUGACCCCCAACCAGCAGCUAGUGGUUGCCAUCCUGGCACUUACCCUGGGGACCUUCACGGUGCUGGAAAACCUCAUGGUCUUGUGUGUGAUCCUGCACUCCCGGUCCCUGCGCUGCCGGCCUUCCUACCACUUCAUAGGUAGCCUGGCUGUGGCCGACCUGCUGGGCAGCGUCAUCUUCGUCUACAGCUUCCUGGACUUCCAUGUGCUCCACAGGAAAGACAGCACCAAUGUUUUCUUGGUUAAGCUGGGCGGGGUCAUUGCCUCAUUCACAGCCUCUGUGGGCAGCCUGUUCCUCACCGCUAUAGACCGUUAUAUCUCUAUCCACAGGCCGAUGGCCUACAAACGCAUAGUCACCAAGACCAAGGCCAUCAUCGCCUUCUGUGUGAUGUGGGCCCUUUCCAUCAUUAUUGCGAUGCUUCCUCUGCUGGGCUGGAACUGCAAGCGCCUGAACUCUGUGUGCUCAGACAUAUUCCCUCUCAUAGAUAAAAAGUACCUGAUGUUCUGGAUUGGGGGGGCAAGCGCACUUGUCCUCUUCAUAAUCUACGCCUACAUGUACAUCCUUUGGAAGGCACACCAUCAUGCAGUGCGCAUGCUCAGCCGCAGCUCUCAGAAGAGUGUGGUGGUCUACACUGCAGACGGCACCAAGGUCCAGACAGUAAGACCAGAGCAGGCUCGCAUGGACAUCCGCCUGGCCAAGACCCUGGUGCUCAUCCUUGUGGUCCUUAUUAUCUGCUGGGGCCCUGUCCUGGCCAUCAUGGUGUAUGACCUGUUUUGGAAGAUGAACGACUUCAUAAAGACCGUUUUCGCCUUUUGUAGCAUGCUCUGUCUACUGAACUCCACCGUUAACCCUGUAAUCUAUGCUCUGAGGAGCAAAGACCUGCGCAGGGCUUUCCUUGGUACCUGCCGGGGGUCAGGCCAGCCUCUGGACAACAGCGCAGAGUCCGGGGAUGGCCAAAGCAGGAGUGUGAGAGGCUUAGCCAGCAAGGCCACAGCUGGCUGUGUAAAGACUACAGUGAAAGUAGCCAAAGUGAAUCUGUCUGUUUCUACUGAGACGUCAGCUGAGGCAGUCUGACCUUGUUGUGAGAUGAAUACUGUAGAACUGUGGGCCAUGCCCUGGGGAGACUUCUGUCCUCCAGCUUCCCCAAAAUAAAGCACUGCACUGUGAAAUGUGCCAAAACAAUGAACUGUAGAUUUAGUAACUCAUUGAGUAAGUUUAGAUUGAAGGAAACAGUCCAUGUGGAAAUACAAUGUUUAAAUUAGUUAAUUGUCUUAAUUGUAAAUAUAUUUAUGUUAAAAUAUGUUAGACAUUGUAAAAACUGUGAACUGUGCUGUGAAGUUUGUUACCUGUGAACCUGUUGUUGGACUUGACUGUACAUCAACUGCCAAGUGAGUGGUUUCUCUGAACAACAUCAUUUAGAAUUGUGAUGGUUUCAUUUUCUCAUAGUGAUAA
Hypomesus transpacificus is the source of this 1874-nucleotide messenger RNA. RefSeq names its product cannabinoid receptor type 1A-like. The record is from RefSeq and is a predicted model, not a curated record. NCBI's taxonomy places the organism in Eukaryota, Metazoa, Chordata, Actinopteri, Osmeriformes, Osmeridae. The transcript has a single exon. Gene Ontology annotation, molecular function: cannabinoid receptor activity. Gene Ontology annotation, biological process: G protein-coupled receptor signaling pathway. Bases 81 to 1496 code for a protein of 471 amino acids. Gene Ontology annotation, cellular component: membrane.